AUGGGCCGCAUGGCCGAUGUCAAGACAAACGGCCAUGUCGUUUGGGAUCUUACCUCGCCGGGUUCCAGUGAUGAGAGAACCGAUUAUUUCUCUCUCGGCGAUUCCCUUCCGCCCUUUUCCCUGCUCACUUCGGACGAAGAGCGGGAAAAGAAAGCGGAAGCGUUUAGUCCAGGCACGUACCACGUCGUGAUGACACCAGACAGUUUCUCCUCCCUGCCAGAAUAUGCAGACGAGGAGAAACCUAAAUCAAAUUCCGAGUGUAGGAGCUCCGCCACCAAUAGCCCCACGAUCACGGCAAAGCCAGACGUGAGAGAAGAUCCCAAUGUGGUGAUUUUGAAGACUUUUGAAGAUGUUACCCGUCGCUCGCCGUCGAGCGGGAAGAUCAGGAUCUCUCCAACCUCGGAGAUAUCCGAUCCUUUUUGCAAUUUGUCUCUCUCGCCGAAUUUCACCUCGCUUCCGUCGCCCGAUGUCAAGGUAGAGGAGAUGACUUUCCUCGACCCGCGUCUUGACCAACAAAGUCAGGAUUCGACUAUCUUUUCCCACUUUCGUCAUGUCGUAUGGAGGCAGUUGUUCCCUCACGACCAUAGGCUGGAUGAUUCUUGUGGCUCGGAUAGUCAUAGUCACUUUAUGACUCUCAGCAUGGACUUCCUAGAGCAGGAAGCCACUCGUUUCCCUCCUCUUUCCCACGCUAUGAUGGCUGUAUCAGCCCUUAGUCUCUCGCACAGCGGCACAGGUCACAAUGUCGAUGCGCUACAAUAUUAUCAGCAAGCUUUCCCUUCGCUCCAGGUCAGCCUGCGGAACAACGAUGAUCUCGUUUCCGACGGACUGUUCCUUACGCACUUCCUGCUUUUGAUUUACGAGAUCGCAGCCGCCGAGCCACACGGCUCGAACCUCUGGUCUCACCAUAUCUCUCGCCUUCUCCACAUCGCCUUCCUUCGACGAGCCAAGUAUGGCCAAGAACCCCACCCAUUCAUCCUUUGGUGGGUGUGCCACAUUGACUUGUACGCUUUGUUCAGCGGAGCAGGGACCGGAGAAUUUGUACGAGCCGUGAUCGACCACCAGAUGCUUCCUGGCUCAGAAUGUCUUCUCUACCCUUCGGCCCCAGAGGGAUACAGUGUCAUUUACUCCGACGAACAUGAGAGCCUACCGGUGAUUAUGCGUCUAUACCAUGACACCUUCCGGCUGGCGGCUCAACUGGGCUUCCUGGCUACUCGGCUUCGUCACGAUAAACAGAAUCUGCCCUUUGCAGAGUUCGAUCAGAGAUCGCAGGAAGUAAGCGAUCUGCGCCAGGCUUUUGGGAGACUGUGGGAAUCCCCCGAUGUUGCCUUCCUACAUCAACACCAGGAUAAUCUCCCGCGGCGGUCUCGGGAAAUCAUGCAACAGUCCGCUACAUUGUACCAUGUUUGUCAACUCUUCUCUUACAGUAGCAUGUGGCCCGGACAACGCCUCGAGUCUGAUUUCUCCCCAGAUGGAGAAAUCGACCACCAUGCAACGGAGAUCUUACGCUUAGCCGAGCGGACUACACACACUCGCCGAGCUGAUCGGCACUUUAUAGUCUUUCCCUUGUUCCUAGCAGGUGCCACAGCAUCGGCUAGUGGAUUAAAGAUGAUGGCCAUGGAAUUGAUGACUAGCAUGGAAGAUGAGGAAGAUGGCAUGGGUCGCAAUGCGGCAACGACUCGUGCUAUCCUCCAGAUCGUGUACGAGCGGCAAUUAGAGCGACUUAUGCAUGUGGGCCAUACAUUUGAUGUGGAUUGGUCGGAUCUAAUGGCUCAGGAGGGUCUUCAGAUGGUCAAUUUCGGGUUUUGA
Messenger RNA from Penicillium robsamsonii, 1806 nucleotides. RefSeq lists its product as uncharacterized. NCBI's taxonomy places the organism in Eukaryota, Fungi, Ascomycota, Eurotiomycetes, Eurotiales, Aspergillaceae. Gene Ontology annotation, cellular component: nucleus. Gene Ontology annotation, molecular function: DNA-binding transcription factor activity; transcription cis-regulatory region binding. The coding region runs from base 1 to 1806 and encodes 601 amino acids. Gene Ontology annotation, biological process: positive regulation of transcription by RNA polymerase II. The transcript is spliced from 5 exons. The record is from RefSeq and is a predicted model, not a curated record.